AUGAGUCUCAAAGUCCUUAAAGACUAGCCUCUUUCUAAAGAAGAAAAAGAUAAGAAAAAGCUUGAGGAAGAACAGAAAAAAGAAGAAGAAGACUUCGUCAAGCAACUUGAAAUUAUUUCCUAUAAAAUUAGAAAAAGCCCUGAAUUGUAUGUGAAAGAAGUCACUGAGUAUUAUUCAGAAUUCAAAUAAUCAUUUGAAAAAGUGAAGGAAAGUCCUAUGCAAAAAAAUAGAAAAUUCUCAGAUUUGUGUGUAUUUUUAGCUCGUAUUGCUCAAUUUUAUAAAUUUGACGUACUCGAUACAUAUAUUAUGGAGUUCUUGGAACAUUAUGCCAAUCAAAUGAAUCCUGCUCUAAGAAGAAGUCUUGCCGCUGCUCUUAUGAUUAUGCGUUCUAAGAAUCUACUCAAGCCAGUCGAAACAACUUCCUUCCUUUUAAAGUUGUUAAACUGUCAAGAUAAAGAACUUAGAAAAAUGAUUGCCAGUCAUAUAGUCAAUGAUAUCAGAAGAAUGAAUAAGCAUCAUAAGAAUUAAAAGAUCAACAAGUCUCUCCAAAAUAUUAUUUUUGAAAUUUUGAAAAACAAUAGCGAUGGUAUUGCAAAAAGAAGUUUACAAAUUAUGAUCACUCUUUACAAGAAGGGUAUUUGGACUGAUUAAAAAACAGUAAAUAUUAUAGCUUCAGGUUGCUUGAAUGAUAAUUACAAGAUCAAGCUCAUUUCUUGCUAUUUCUUAGUCUCUACUACUGAAAUGGAAGAAUAUGUCUCAACAGAUGAAGACGAAGAAGAAGAAAUCGACCUAAGAGAAAAGAAAGGUAUUAACAAAAAGACAAGAGCUAAAAUAGCAAAGAGAGAAAGAGAAAAAAAGAAAGCUGAAAAGAGACUUCGUAAAAGAAUGAAACAAAACAUCAAAAAUAACUUUUUCCCUAUCGAUUAAAUAUACAAUCCUUAGGAUUUCGCUGAAAAGGUAUUUACACUUCUUAGAAAAUCUCACGAAAAAUUCCCUGUCAAGAUGUGCAUGAUGUCAGUCUUAUCUAGAAUGAUUUGUCGUCAUUAAUUGAUCCUACUCAGCUUCUACUCUUUCUUGUAGAAGUAUCUUCUUCCUCACUAAAAAGAAGUUACUAAGAUACUUGCUUAUCUUGCUGAAUCAAUCCAUAAGCUAGUUCCUCCUGAUGAGCUUAUCCUUACUGUUAAACACGUUAUUGAGAAUUUCGUUAAUGAUAGAUGCUCUGAGUAGGCAAUGACUUGGGGUUUAAACACAAUUAGAGAAAUGUGUGUUAAAAACUACCAUAUCCUUGACAGUCCCAAUCUUAAUUAUCUUGCAAGUUACUGUGAUUAUAAAAAUAAAUAUGUCAGUAGAGCUGCUAAGUCUAUUGUCAAUUUAUACAGAUAAAUCAAUCCUAAGCUCUUAGAAAAGAAGUAUAGAGGCAAGAUUAGACAAGAUGGUAAAUUAAAAGACGAUGAUGGUGAACUACUUAAGUAUGGUGAGGAAUAUAUUUACGAUACUAUUGAUGGUGCUGAACUCCUAUAAGAAGACGGUGAUGUACCAGUUUACAUGGAUCGUCUAUUGACUGAUGAAGAUUUUAGAAAAAUCAAAUUCUUAAAAAUGAAGUAGGCUUAAUAGGAAGAAUUAGAAAGAUAAGAAAAAAUCGAGAGAAUGAAAAGAGGAAGAUUAGCUGAUGGAGAAGAUGAUGAUGAAGAUGAUGAAGACGAUGAUGGAGAAGGCUCAGAGUACGAUGAUAUUUUAUCAGGAGAAUGGGAAGACGAAGCUGAAGAGUAUGAAGAUAGCGAAGAAGAAGAUGAUGAAGAAAAUGAAUAAAAAAAGAAGAAACCUAAAAAAGUUUAAAAAGCCCAAGCACCUAAAAAAGAAAACAAGCCUAAACAAAAAGACUAAGAAGAUGAAGAAGACAUUGAAAUAGAAGAAGACUAUGAUGAUGUUUCAGAAAUAUCUGAGGAUUAUGAUGAAGAAGAUGCCUCAGGAGAAUUUGAAGAACUUGAAGGUGAAGAUGAUGAAGAAGAAGAAGAAGAAAUAGAAGGUGAAGAUGACGGAGAAGAAGGAGAAGAAGAGGAUGAAGAAGAAGAAGAUAUUAUUAUGAUGGAUGAAUCUGAAAACGAAGGUGAAGCUGAAGUUGAAGAAAAAGAUAAAAAGGAAAAGAAAAAGGUUGCUGAGAAUAAAAAAUCUGAUCAAACUUAAAAGAAGGAAGAUAAUAAAUAAGAACAAUCUAAAAAAUUAAAAUAACAAAACAAAAAGCGUAAAUUGGAUUUAGAAGGUUACAGCAGCUUCGACUCAGAUGAAUAUGAUGAAGAGAUGCAAGGCUACGGUAAUAUUCACGGACAUGUUAAUUAAUCCUAGAUUGAAGCCUUCAAAGACAGUAGAGCUGAAGCUAGAAAGAAAAUAGAAGAAGCUAAUAAAAAUAAAGUCAAAGAAAGAUGGUAUUAGGGACCUAAGGAAAAAGGAGGUGGUCUUUCCAAUAAAGAUAAGAAAAAUUUCAAGCCACUUGCUAUGCUUAGACCAAAAAAGAAUUCAGAAUAAAUCUUGGUUAAAAAAACCAAAUAAAAAAUAUAGCAAAUCAAAAACUAACUAGGUCAUUUCUAAUCUGGCAAGCAUAAAAAGACCGGUAAAAAGAAAAUAAAAAGAUAAUGA
Tetrahymena thermophila SB210 is the source of this 2634-nucleotide messenger RNA. Its product is annotated as SDA1 domain protein. The transcript has 3 exons. Gene Ontology annotation, biological process: ribosomal large subunit biogenesis; ribosomal large subunit export from nucleus. The record is from RefSeq and is a predicted model, not a curated record. Gene Ontology annotation, cellular component: nucleolus. NCBI's taxonomy places the organism in Eukaryota, Ciliophora, Oligohymenophorea, Hymenostomatida, Tetrahymenidae.